Molecule: messenger RNA, 1101 nt
Organism: Trichophyton verrucosum HKI 0517
Lineage: Eukaryota; Fungi; Ascomycota; Eurotiomycetes; Onygenales; Arthrodermataceae
Exons: 4
Coding region: 1-1101 (366 amino acids)
Biological process (GO): regulation of peptide transport; transmembrane transport
Cellular component (GO): membrane
Molecular function (GO): transmembrane transporter activity
Source: RefSeq, a predicted model, not a curated record
AUGGUGGCUGGUCACGAUGUCUCUGACGGCGUUGAUAGCGCCAACCAGCGAUACGAGCACCAAGGGCCAUCCGACAACCAUCAACCACACCCAACAUCGACCACUGCACUCUUGGGCGGAGAUCAAGGUAGCCCGAUGGCCCCAACCAGCAUGGGCAGACGCGGUCGGCGGACCCUGGGCACUUUUCUCCUCCUGAUAGUCGUGGUGCUCUGGACGACGUCGAACUUCCUUGCCAGCACUAUAUUCGCCGAUAACACUUAUUCCAAGCCAUACCUGGUAACAUAUCUCAACAGCGGCUCCUUCGUCUUCAUGCUGGUGCCCUUCGUUGGUGGGCGAAUUCACAGGCUCUGGAAGACGGGAAAAUUACGAGAUAUCAGAUCAUUUCAAGCACUAAUUCGGGAGUUUGAGCGUCCUGCGUCGGGAGAAGAGACACAGCCAAUUUUACGCUCCGAUAAAGAUGAAGGACUGCCACAAGAGACAAGAGAUGCAGGUGUACAGGAGCAACAUGCGACCACCGGAACCAAGCUGGGAUUCAAAGAAACAGCUAAGUUGAGCUUGGAGUUUUGCAUAAUAUGGGCAAACUACUUUGCCAUGGCAUGUCUUCAGUACACAAGUGUUGCCAGUACCACUGUCUUGACUUCUACAAGUGGUGUAUGGACACUUAUAUUCGGAGCAAUGAUCAAGGUUGAGAAGUUCACACUCCGCAAAUGUAUCGGAGUUCUUACGUCCCUCAUCGGCAUAUUUUUAAUAUCCAGAGUGGAUAUCUCUAGCUCAUCUGGCUCGAAGAAUGGUACUUUCCCCAAUAAGCCGCCUGGGGAAGUUAUUCUUGGUAACUUCAUGGCCGCAUUUAGUGCUGUGUUAUACGGAGUUUAUACCACUUUGAUGAAGAGACGGGUUGAAGACGAGUCACGAGUUGACAUGCGCCUCUUUUUUGGUCUGGUCGGAGUUUUCGCUUCUAUAAUCCUCUGGCCUGGGUUCGUAGUAUUGCAUUAUACUGGGGUCGAGCCAUUUGCCUUUCCGCCAACCAAACUUGUCUUCUUGAUCGUUUUGGUAAGUAUUAUAGCGACUGGUGUUGAAGUGAGAGCUGGAUUUUUAUGCUGA